This is a messenger RNA of Ceratotherium simum simum (southern white rhinoceros), 4005 nucleotides long. RefSeq names its product PWWP domain containing 2A (gene PWWP2A). Gene Ontology annotation, molecular function: chromatin binding. Gene Ontology annotation, cellular component: nucleus; chromocenter. The record is from RefSeq and is a predicted model, not a curated record. NCBI's taxonomy places the organism in Eukaryota, Metazoa, Chordata, Mammalia, Perissodactyla, Rhinocerotidae.
CUGCCGCCGCCGCCGCUGCAGCCGGAGUUGGAGGAGGGAGAAGCCAGGAAGAAAAUGGCGGCCGUGGCUGCAGAGGCGGCAGCGACUGCAGCGUCCCCCGGGGAGGGGGGCGCCGGCGAGGCCGAGCCGGAGAUGGAGCCCAUCCCCGGCAGCGAGGCCGGCACUGACCCCCUCCCGGUCACGGCCACUGAAGCAUCUGUGCCGGACGGCGAGGCCGACGGGCAGCAGUCCUCUCCUCAGGCCGACGAGCCGCCGCUCCCGCCGCCACCGCCGCCGCCGGGGGAGCUCGCACGCAGCCCGGAGGCAGCGGGGCCGGAGCUGGAGGCUGAGGAGAAGCUGCCCGCCCGGGUGGGGGAGCCGGCGGCAGCCGCGCCUCAGGAAGGGCCCGACCCUCCACCUUCCCCUGCCCCACCGCCCGAGCAGCCCCCGGCUCCCGAGGAGCGCCCGCAGCCGCCGCUGCCCCAGCCCGCAGCCCCGGCGCUCGUGCCGCCGGCGGGCGGGGACUCCGUGGUGUCGCAACUGAUCCCCGGCUCGGAGGUGCGGGUCACGCUGGACCACAUCAUUGAGGACGCGCUCGUCGUGUCGUUCCGCCUCGGGGAGAAGCUCUUCUCCGGGGUCCUCAUGGAUCUGUCCAAAAGGUUUGGGCCCCAUGGGAUCCCUGUGACAGUAUUUCCCAAAAGGGAAUAUAAGGAUAAACCUGAAGCCAUGCAGCUCCAAAGUAAUACAUUCCAAGAAGGGACAGAAGUCAAGCAUGAAGCGAGUGAUGCUGUUCCCGGUGACCCCUCUCCUGUCCCACCUCCUGAGCGGAGCUUGGCUGAAAGCCUGUGGACUUCCAAACCACCUCCUCUCUUCCAUGAAGGAGCACCUUAUCCUCCCCCUUUGUUUAUCAGGGACACAUAUAACCAAUCAAUACCUCAGCCACCUCCUCGGAAAAUUAAGCGACCCAAACGAAAGAUGUACAGGGAAGAACCUACUUCAAUAAUGAAUGCUAUUAAACUACGACCCAGGCAAGUCCUGUGUGACAAAUGUAAAAACAGUGUCGUUGCUGAAAAAAAGGAAAUUAGAAAAGGUAGUAGUGCAAGUGACUCUUCUAAAUAUGAAGAUAAAAAACGGAGAAAUGAAAGUGUAACUACUGUGAACAAAAAACUGAAAACUGACCAUAAAGUGGAUGGGAAAAACCAAAAUGAAAGCCAGAAAAGAAAUGCUGUGGUUAAGGUUUCAAAUAUUGCUCACAGCAGAGGCAGAGUAGUCAAGGUUUCUGCUCAGGCAAAUACAUCAAAAGCUCAGUUAAGUACUAAAAAAGUGCUCCAGAGUAAGAACAUGGAUCAUGCAAAAGCUCGGGAAGUGUUGAAAAUUGCCAAAGAGAAGGCACAAAAGAAGCAAAGUGAAACCUCUGCAUCCAAAAAUGCACAUUCAAAAGUCCAUUUCACACGUCGCUAUCAGAAUCCUAGCUCAGGUUCCCUUCCACCUCGGGUUCGUUUAAAACCACAAAGGUACAGGAAUGAAGAAAAUGACUCUUCUCUGAAGACAGGACUUGAGAAAAUGCAGAGUGGCAAGAUGGCACCCAAGCCCCAGUCUCGCUGCACCUCUACCCGCUCAGCAGGUCUCAACAAAUGGCAGCUAUUACAUCAGACAGUGACGAGUCCUGCUGCUCCCUUACAGUGUCUGACAGACCACUGUGGAUUCAGACUGGGAGCAUUGAAGUUAACAGUGAAACGGGCAGCACAAAGACAUUAGCAGGCUGCUGGUUUCAUGGACCUGUACCACAAUGACACAGAACACCAGAGCGUCAGGACUGAAUGCAAUUGGAGACUCAGAUUUUUAAAGCUGCACUGAGAAGUAAAUGUUAAGGCAGUGGUUAAAAUCAACAGUCUAUAAAGGGGCACUUGCAAAUUGUGCUAUAGUAAACCGAAGAAAAGCUAUUAGGGGAAUAUUUUAUAAAAAAUGAACUGUCGCAAUAAAUUAUGAAUGAGAUGAGGAGAAAGGUGAUGUGAAAUACACAUACAAAAAACUCACUUGAAUUUUAUGUAUGGAGAAUCACUGACAGUAACAUCUUUUGAACGUGAAGUUUUUAUCAGUACAGUUUAGACAGGCCUAAAAGGCAUAGGAGGAUGGCAGAAAUAUUGAAUUAUUUUUCAUACUAAAACUUUGUGCUUUCUCCAAGGUUUAUGUUAAUCAGUUUAGAUAUAAGCAGAGCUAUUUCUAAAAUGGCUCUCCUAUGAAACAGCAAUAGUCACAUAUGCCGAGGCCAAUGUUUCCUUCAGGGUGCCAGUGGAAAUGACAGAAAAGAUUAUCUAACAUCCUACUAAAAGGAUAGCAAAGUGCUCCACCCCACCCUGCAAAGAAAAUUUGGAUCUUUUCUUUAAUAAAGCAGGGCUGUAUUAUCUUGAAUAUACGUUUGCUUGUUAGAACAUAUUAAGAUGUAUUUAUUUGCCACCAGUAUUUAACAUUUUGUGCACAUUUUCAUAAUACGUUCUAAUCUUUCAAAUUCUGACUCAGAGUGGAUAGGCUAGUGUUGAUCUUGGAGUGAAAAUGUAUACUCUAAGAGCCAGUUCUUAAUUCUACUGAGCUGGAAAGGCUUAUAUUAUUCUCCCUCUCCUUACUGGUUUUAUCUAGUUUAGAAAAGGUGACAGUAUCUGAAUUUUGAUGUGGACCUCUCUCCACAGAGACCCCCCUCCUUCUGUCUAAGUGCAAGAAAUUCUCACAGGGGUCAGGUGGGACUUGACCCUGGAGAACAAGCAGCAGGAACAGACCCAUAAAGACAGCUUCGAACUUUUCAUGCCUGGAGCAUGAAUUCUUAUUAAUGGAAACCGUAAUGUUUUUCUUGUCUUUAGAAAAUACAUAUUAUGAAAACCCUUAAUUUUUCUUUUUUAAUGAAUGGAGAAAACAUUAAUGAGAAAACCAAAUGGACCUGUUAGUACUACAUUUUUAAGGCAUUUUAUAUUUGAUGGUGCCGUGCUUUUAAUAAUAAAACAAGUUUUUUAGUGGCAAUACUGAUUUAUUUUUUAAACCAGAAAGAUAAUCCAUAUUGAUAACUUAAUACAAAAAAGGGCAAAAAAAAGCCAAAAAAUAAAAAAAUACAAAAUUCAUUUAAAGCAACAUAACAGAUAACUGAGCAUUUGGCUCAAGUGUUCAACCUUUCCAUAAUAUUACUGUAUAGGCUUGGAAUUACUUAGUAACCCCUCAGGAUUAAUAAAAGGUUCUGGGUGAGAGUUUUAGAACACUCAGUAUAACAGACUAGGAUUUGUUUUACAACUCAAGAAGAAAAGAUAGGCAAUCUUGCUUCUAGUGAGCUUAAUGCAAAUCCUAAAUUACACUGCGAGUUAUUAAAAGUUUUGAUCACAUGCUACAAUUGUGGAAAGUUCUUUAUCAUGAAGUCAUUAUACAUUUGAUCAAAUCUGAAAAAGUCAGCUCAGGAACUGUAGCAGCAGGGAGUUCUAAAGAUGCUGUGUACUUCAGUGGGGCCCUGCUCUCCAUGGCCCUAGGGCUUCAGCUCGGGUCUGUCCGGUUCUUCCAGAUAUGUAACACCAGCAGUACCUUUUAGGCUCACUUCAAGAACCAGAUAACUCCCAAGCCAUGGAGGAUUGUAUAAUCAACAUUUUUAAGCUUUAGAAUUCUUUAUUUGUGCAGAGUGAUGGAAAUGAUCAAGAAGUAAGAUAAAGGCAAAAGAAUUGGGAGAGGUCAGGUUUUAAGUAUCUAAAUAUUUUUUCUCAUGACAAAUUCGCAAAGGUGUUUUGUUAUAAACCAGAUUUUCAUUUUUUAAAAAAUGAAACUUGGUGGUAUUUAAAAUCUAGACAUACCAUGUUGCUGUUUCACUUUCAUUGCUUUAGUUGCUUAAUAUUUAAGCUUUGCUUCAUGCUACCUUUGUCUGUAUUUCAUAUCUUCACAAGCCUAUUUCAUUUUGUAGACUUGAAUGACAAAAAUUGUUUCUCAUCUAAAGUAUGCUGAGACAAAUGUUAAAGAAUGUUGUGUGACAUUUAUCCAAUAAAGUCUUGAUUUUUUUUU